Molecule: messenger RNA, 459 nt
Organism: Microthlaspi erraticum
Lineage: Eukaryota; Viridiplantae; Streptophyta; Magnoliopsida; Brassicales; Brassicaceae
Source: the annotation of a GenBank genome assembly
AUGGCGCUUAUCCACGUCACGGCUCUGGACGGGAUCGUCAACAUCAAUUCCCUCUUCUCACUUGCUCUUUUCCUUGGCCUCACCACAAGCGGAAACAUCACAUUUCCCGUUUUCUCCUCCACCACCGCCGCAAACCAACAUCUCCACCACAAAAGACCCUAUAUUAGCGGAGAGGCUAGUCUCAAGCCACGUUUACUUCUUCAGCUUCUUCGUCUUCUCAAGCCUCAUUCGCUGUGUCUCUCAAACAAGCAAUCUAUUAGGGAUAAAUAUAACAACAACAACGAACGAGCGCGUUGUGGAGAAAGCGCGUGUGCUAAACUCGGGAACGGGGCUCAUGAAUGUAGCGGCUUUGAGAGUUGGGAUCGUGGCUUCGUGUGUCGGGUCGGCUUUGGGAUGUGGGUUCUUGACAAUGGCUUUGGUGGAUCUUGUUCAGAUCAAGCUUGGACCUUUGGAGUGUAA